ACUACCAGGAAGUCAACAGAGAUGGCUGACUGGAACAGAGGACGUGGUGCAGUGGAUGACAUGUUGGAUGCGGAAAACAAACGUUUGGCCGAAAAUCUGGCCAGUAAAGUGUCCAGAUUAAAAUCGUUGGCACUGGACAUAGACCAAGAUGCAGAGGACCAAAAUGUAUAUCUUGACAGCAUGGACUCCAAGUUUAUGAGUGCCACAGGUCUAUUGACGGGGAGUGUAAAAAGGUUUUCCACCAUGGUGCAGUCUAGCAGGGACAACCGAAAGCUGCUGUGCUAUAUUUCAAUUGGACUGGUCUUAAUUUUCUUUCUGCUUUACUACCUUGUCACCAGGGUGCAGAGUUAGGAUUACUUUUUUUCUUCUUUUUUAAAGAUAUAUUUAAAGGCAAUUAGAUCUCUUUCAAUUUACUGAUUUAAAUGAGACUUAUUAAACAGUCAUCCCUAUGAAGCAAACCAAGUUUAUAGCCAUUUUGGGAAACACAGAUGCAGAGGGAGGUUUUGACUAGUGGUGACUCAAUAUAUUGAUACGCCACAGGUAUUACUGUGCACCGAGCAACUGUUUUCUCCUCGUAAGACUAACUAUUUAGUGAUAAUUCUUGAGAGGUUAUUAUAAACCAUAUUACCAAAUGGACGAAUGGAACGUCUCAUGGAGGAUUCAGAGUCCUUUACUGUGUUCUACACUGCAGAGGAUGGACAGAAACAGACACAGGAAACUGCGCUGGUUUUGCUUCUCCCUGGUGUUUCUGCACUGGUGCUUAAUGUCAAUAGCUUAGUGAAGGGGUGGGUUAUGGUAAACCUGGUCAGACAGUCUUAAUGUAUUAAACAACUGACACACUUAAACAAAGAGAACUUUGGUAAAUUACUUUUUAGAUGCUGUGCACUAAUUAUGUGUUUCAGUUCAGAAAAAAGUGCAUUGUUACAGCUCAGCUGUAUUGGUGCGACGCGGUAGUCUGUUUUAAUUUUGUAAACAGUGAUGAAUAAAAAUAACACCAUUCUUUAACUGUUUAUUCAUCACAUAAUUGUUUUCAGUUAUCCCCAUAUAAACAUCACAAAAUAGAGAAAAGACCAAUGUCUUUUUUUAAGAAUGAAAGAUCCAAUUCAUCAAUGAGAUCGAUCCUUAGAUGCCAAUAUUUCAUUCCAGUUCCGGGGAUUGUACCUCUUGAAUUCUUAUUUAUAAAGAUGGUUCUUUAGCAUAUUUUUUCCAUAAAGCUUCAUAAGCAUAAUGCUGUACUGUGUGUACACUUAGUUAUGAUGUGGAAAUAUGAAACUGAAUACAAAUUACUAAUUCUAUAAUGAAUAUAAGUAUAAAUAUUUUUGCAUUGCAAAGAUUUUUCUUAAGGUGUUUUUUUUCCAAUGUGUUUUCUUUAAAUAUUGUUUUUGCAUCUGACCAAAAUGCUAUGCCAUAGCAUAAAAUGUAUAAAAGCAGUGAAACUGAAUAUUGUGUUUAUGAUUUAAUGCAGUAACCAGUUUUUGGGUAUCCAUUUUCAUUGGAUUUUGCACCAACAAAUAAACAGAUUUAUAUUAGAUAAA
Messenger RNA from Polyodon spathula (Mississippi paddlefish), 1535 nucleotides. Its product is annotated as BET1-like protein. Bases 22 to 351 code for a protein of 109 amino acids. The transcript is spliced from 5 exons. Gene Ontology annotation, cellular component: Golgi trans cisterna; SNARE complex. Lineage: Eukaryota; Metazoa; Chordata; Actinopteri; Acipenseriformes; Polyodontidae. The record is from RefSeq and is a predicted model, not a curated record. Gene Ontology annotation, molecular function: SNAP receptor activity. Gene Ontology annotation, biological process: regulation of retrograde vesicle-mediated transport, Golgi to ER; retrograde transport, endosome to Golgi.